AUGCUCUCCACUGCUUCUCCUAUCGACACGGCAACCAGCAACAAGUCCAACAUGACUAUGGCUGCUGCUUCUUCAGCAGGCAUCCCUACCCAGAAACGCGACUUUAUCCGGGUGGAUCUUCAUGACUUUGACAAUCGUCGAGACGAGAUUAUUGAGACGUUGAUGAAAGCCGCUACCAAUGAAGGUUUCUUUUAUGUGGUCAAUCAUGGUAUACCAAUUGAAGACAUUCGUGCCAUGUUCAAAGCCAGUGUUGAUUGGUUUGCAUUGCCUGAUGAAAUCAAAGCCAAGUAUCCCAUCGAUGUUUCACGCAAUGCUGGCUGGGAGAAAUUGACACAGGUUCGCCCCUCUACAGGUGUUGCCGACCUUAAGGAAUCAACUCAAUUUCGAUUUCAUGGAAUUGAAGAUUUAUGGCCUACCAAUGAAGAUGCUCCUGGAUUUCGGGAACGUGCUCAAGGAUUCAUGCAACAAUGUCAUCAAGUAUCUUCCCAAAUCUUGACAUGUCUUGCUCUUGGCCUUGGAUUUGAAGCUGAUUUCUUCACCCGCAACAAUGACAUUACCCAAGAAGAUUGUCUCAAUACGCUGAGGUGCUUGCAUUACCAUGACAUUACAGGCCAAUCAUUCCCUCCAGAAUAUUGGCGUGCGGGUGCCCAUACCGAUUUUGAUGUAUUGACAUUGCUUUUCCAACGGCCUGGUGAAGAUGGUUUGGAGGUAUGCCCUGGUAGAGAAACAUCUUCCGAAUUUGGUCAUGGUGAUGUGUGGGCAUCAGUGCAUCCUCAAGAAGGCGAGAUAGUGUGCAACUUGGGUGACAUGAUCAUGCGUUGGUCCGAUGACGUUUUCAAAAGCAACUUUCACCGAGUUCGUGCUCCAAAGGUGGGCGAAUACCAAGGAGCUCGUUAUUCAAUUGCAUACUUCAAUCAAGCCAACAAGUCAGCCGUUAUCCAAGGUCGUACUCGUUAUCUUGAACCCAUCACAGCGGGUGAUUUCAUCAAGCAAGCCAUGGAACGCAACUAUAAUGCUCUCAAGGAAUUGAAAGCAAAGCAGCAACAACCAGCUGCUUGA
Molecule: messenger RNA, 1059 nt
Organism: Lichtheimia ornata
Lineage: Eukaryota; Fungi; Mucoromycota; Mucoromycetes; Mucorales; Lichtheimiaceae
Exons: 3
Coding region: 1-1059 (352 amino acids)
Molecular function (GO): dioxygenase activity
Source: RefSeq, a predicted model, not a curated record